AAUGUCGAAAACUUAGUGCUAUUUAUUUUGGGGAUUUAUUUACCGCUACAAGAUCUUGUGCUCAUUUAACUAAAAAAUUGUUCUCGUACUGUUUCACCUAUUUUCCUUAAUUAACAAAAACAUUGCCAAAAAGUAGCAAUCUGAAAUAUUAUGCUACCCACACCUCGGAUCUUUUGCUUUCGAUGAAUGAGCGUUAUACUUCUUUUAUUUAAAUACUGAAUACAUAAUCUAGUCAUCUGUGACCAACCGUUGAGUAAUAUAAAUCGAAAACUUUAAAAGAAGUAAGUCACAAAAGAACGAAGGAUCUUCUACUAAGGUGAGUGAUGUGGGCAUGUUCUGACGACAAAUUCACAAGAUAAUCCAGGCGAGUUUCACCUUUUUCCCGUUAAUUUGCUAUGAUUUUAGUAUUUCUUAACCCAUAUAUAUUUUCACCCUAGAUUGGCUGUACGUAUUUCAUACGAACUACUCCCUAAACGGUUUUUAGUAUGAGAUAUAUUUAAUAGUUUUAUACGACCAAUACUAAUAUUAACAAGUGGUUUUCAGACUAAGCAUUAUAGAUGGUUAAAUAAUGCUUAAUAAUGGUUAAAUAAUUGUUAGUGGUUCUCAUUGUCAUAAUUUUUUUACACUUCUUACAAAGGUUAUGCACUAAGUUAACGAAUACACCUGCAGAAUUAUUUUUAAUGAAAUCAUAUAACUCAGUUUCAUUGGCACCAUUCGAUUUUUUUCUACUGCUUCUUUACUUUCUGGCAUUUCCGAAUCAAGAACUAUGAACGUGUUCUGAACCAUCAAAAACCUUGAGCGUGUAAAACAGCACGACCUAUUUUAUUUCCCAUAGCGAAUUCCCAUAUCAAGGCUGUUCAUAAAUGGUUUCUCGACAGCGCCAUGAAGCUUUCUUACGAUUUGAUAAGCACGUAAUAUGGUCGGCUUCAGCGAUGAAACUAAGAGAUAAAGCAGUCAAUAACCUGACUAAUGACUAUUUACACAAAUGGUGCUGUUUUCCCACAGUUACCUUUACACAAAUACUGACCAAAAGUUCAUAUCAUUUUCAUCUCACACCCGCGAGGGUUACGACGAUUUUAUCCGAGAUACCCUCACCCAUUUCAACUUAGUAGGCCACUUGCUUAAUAUAUGUCUUAUCAACGCUCGAUCGAUCUGCAACAAAAAGACGGAUUUAGCCCUGUUUGUAUCCAUAUAUCAACCAUCACUUAUUAUGAUAUCUGAAGCACGGACUAACAGUAAUAUUUCCGACCAAAGCAUAUCUCUUGAUAACUAUUUUCUAUAUAGAAGCGACAGAUUGAAUGGACGAGGCGGAGGAUGCCUUACUUACGCUCACUCUAGCCUAAACUCACUGCUAUGUGAUAUGCCUGAACUAAACAAACUGAAGGAUUCGGUGUGGAUUGUAUUAAAGCCGUCGAAUUCCGUUACCUUACUGCUCGGCUGUGUUUAUCGUCAACCUAAUGCAUCAACAGAUGAAAUAGCAGUAUUAUCGGAGGUAUUCACACUAGCAUCAUCCCUCUCAUUCACAGGCAAGCUCAUUUGUGGUGACUUCAAUAUGCCCGAAAUUUCUUGGCUGCCAGUCAAAGCGCCGAGACGUUAUGAAUCAUUUAUUGAAUGUCUAGAGCUUGGACAAUGGACUCAGUAUGUCGAUAGCCCUACCAAACAUCAAAACAUCUUAGACUUAGUCUUUACCAGUGGCCUCAUCCCCAAUACUUUGCAUAUUGGAAAAAAGUUCCCAGGUAGUGAUCAUAACAUUGUCAUAUGCAGCCUUAAUGUAAAAACCACAACCGAUAGAAGUAAAACCGUAACACUUCGUAGAAACUAUCGCAAGGUUGAUUGGAAUAACUUCCACAAUUACCUACGAAGCACUGAUUGGAGAACUUUCUUUACCUCAAACAAUACCGACACAUUAACCAAUAUAUUUUAUCACAACAUCAAAAGUAUCAUCAACAACAUCGCACCUUUAGAAUACUGUAAACCUACGUUCUCCAAAGAUCUCUAUAUACCGGUCAGUACAAGAAGACGUCUUCAAAGACAUUGUACUCGAUUCCACAACUUAAAUGACUUUUCCUCUUUAGUAACGAUGACAGAAAUACUUGUCUGAACAGAGGCAAUAACUAAACAAAAAGCAGUAGCACAGGAAAAACGUGCAGUCGAACUUAAUAAUAACUCCUCUGCACUCACCAUACUACUCCAACAUAAACUUAAACGCUCUAAAUCGAGAGGGAGUAUAUUCAUUAAAGGCAAACAAGUAUACGAAGAUCCCAAACUUAUCACAGAAUUAUUUAGUGAACAUUUUUGUUUCUCACUAACGAAAAACCAUUUAAUGAUUCAGAACCAAUCCCAGUAACUCCGUGAAAUUACUAAUGUAGAAUUCAGUGUACAAAAUAUCUCCAAAGCAAUCAGUACAUUGAAACACUCCUACACUGAUGGACCAGAUGGUAUUCCGUCUUGCAUGCUAAAACGUGGAGGUGAUGAUAUGUGUGUUUUGCUUCUCAAACUAUUCGCGAUAUCACUCUCUUCAGCGUGUUACCCUACUGCCUGGAAAACUACACAUAUCAUUCCCAAAAUUAAAACAGGACCUGAAGCAAACGUUGAAAAUUACCGGCCUAUAAACAUAACUUCAGUGGUAUCCAGAGUGAUGGAAAAAGUAGUUAAGGCGGCUGUAGUCCAACAUCUACUAACUAAUAAUCUCAUCUCGACCUCCCAGCAUGGAUUUCUUAGGUCCAGAUCAUGCGAUACAUGCCUAGUAGACUACCCGAAUGAUAUAACUCUGAAACGCGACAGCGGACUCCUUGUAUCAGUCCUAUUCCUAGACUUUAAGAAAGCCUUUGAUAAGGUCCCACACAAAGGCUACUCGUAAAACUAAAGUUCUUCGGAAUACACAACCCACUGUACUCAUGGUUUGCUUCGUUCUUAACAGAACGUAAACAGAUGGUAAAGUACAAUGACUGUCUCUCGUCCCCUAGACCAAUCACCAGUGGAGUCAUCCAGGGAAGCGUAUUAGGCCCACUUUUGUUUCUUAUGUAUAUAAACGAUAUAUGUAACACCAUAGAAUUCGGGAAACCAUACUUAUAUGCUGAUGAUCUCAAAAUAGUAUACAGCUAUAAGCCUGAGACACUAAGCGAAAGUAUAUCCCAGAUCCAAAAGGACCUCAAUAACCUAACUAUAUGGAGUGAAAAAUGGCAAUUACCAUUUAACCUCAACAAGUGCGGGAUCAUGCACUUUGGAAAGCAUCCCUAUAAACCGCGACUUCAAUUAAAUGAAAGUAGAGUCCAAACACUUGAACCAGUACACGAUUUAGGAAGUAAUUACACAGGAAGCCUGAACUUUAAAGAACAUGCCUCCUCUAUUAUUUCUAAAUCUAGACGGCAAAUUGGUUUUAUAAUGAAAACUUUUUCACAACAGAGGGUAAACUUACUCUCUACAAAAUAUGUGUACGACCCUCCCUUGAAUACUGCUCUUUUGUCUUCUCUAAUAUGAAUAUCAUAGACAAGAUAAGAGUAGAUGUUCAAAGACGUUUCACACGUCAACUACUAGGAUGUAACCCGAGUCUCGAUUACACAGACAGAUGUAAGCAUCUAUCUUUACAACCUUUAUGGCACCGUAGGCUAAAAAACAAUUUGAUAUUUCUCUACAAAGCGAUAUAUGGGCUCUCCUUUCUAACCUCCUGCCCGACUAUCACCCACAACCCAGCCUGUAGACUUAGAAACAACGCAUAUACACUACUUACCGUAAAACACCAAAAACAAAUGCGUUGUAAGUUUUUUACAGUACGGUAUAGCUUAUUGUGGAACAGGCUGCCAAUGCCUAUCCGCAACUGUGAUACGUUUACCAGAUUCAAAAAGCUAAUAACUCUAUUUCUAGACUCCAAAGAGCUUCAACAUUUCCUUGAACUCCCGCCCACCAAUGAGGCACUUUAUUACGGACCGCCCAGUAUCUAGAAAGAACAAGAUUAUAACAAGUUCGACUGUUACUAAUACGAAUAUAGCCAAACCACUGAAUAUACGGCUUAUCCUUUCCUAUUAUUCAUUGUUUAUUAAUCAUAACCUGAUGUUCCUAACCCUAGCUUUCAGUUCCCAAAUCUCUACAGGUUAAAUGUACAUUAUUCUUCCUAAAAGUCAUGCUUUUUUUUCUACUGCAAGUAGACAGAUAGCUCAAUCUUAUGGAUGCUGAUCUACUAAGGCCGAUCAUACAAAGCUCAAAAUUUGGCCACAAAGUCUUGUGAGUUUCUCAAUGUUUUAUUUGUCUUACCCUGAAAUCU
This is a messenger RNA of Schistosoma haematobium, 4261 nucleotides long. RefSeq lists its product as uncharacterized. The transcript has a single exon. Bases 986 to 2101 code for a protein of 371 amino acids. The record is from RefSeq and is a predicted model, not a curated record. Gene Ontology annotation, molecular function: catalytic activity. NCBI's taxonomy places the organism in Eukaryota, Metazoa, Platyhelminthes, Trematoda, Strigeidida, Schistosomatidae.